Molecule: messenger RNA, 1290 nt
Organism: Cryptotermes secundus
Lineage: Eukaryota; Metazoa; Arthropoda; Insecta; Blattodea; Kalotermitidae
Exons: 2
Coding region: 597-1274 (225 amino acids)
Source: RefSeq, a predicted model, not a curated record
UGAGGCAGUCAUUCCAGUCGUGCGACCGUGUUCAGUGUUUGCUCGGCUACAAACCAGGAUUUAAUUUCGUGCUAAAAUCAUAGUAGCAUUGCCCGAUAUGAUGCUUGUUUCGGUCCGUAGGCUGUAUGUGCGAUUCUGUUUUUGUGUACACUGCAGCGGAAAUAAGAUAUUCAGUUGUGGGACAGUUGCUGGACAGUCUAAACCCUUCAGAGUCCCGUCAGCGAUUAUGGCGCUGCAAAUCGUAUCGGUGUUCGUUGUGUUUCGGUGCCUGUGCUGAUUGUGUUACGUGCAAUUUCAUUUCAUCUGUGACAUCAAAACAUCCGAGGACCAGUUUCAGUUCAGUGAUUCAUAAAAAGCGGUGUGUUGUUUAUGCUCAGAAGGACAUAGGACGAAACAACAAAAUUAUUUGUUGUUCUGUUUUGGUUCUGUUGCAAUACAGACACGUAACGUAGUGUCUACAGAUGUGAUCUGUUUGUCGUGGAUUAAGAUAUUGCUUUCAAGCACUUGUUUACCAACGAAAAAACGAAGAACAUUUAACUGCAUAAUUUGAUUUGAAGCAAUGACAAUAGAAACAUAGGCCUGUUUGUGAAAAAGCAAUGUUUCGUGUGCCAUUUUGUACCUCUUCAGCAAGUACAAUGCCAUGUCAACGAGUUUUCGCGAUAUUGGUGUGCGUAAUAGCAUUAGCACGUGGCGAUGACGUCACUGCAGCCUGUGGGUAUCAGGAAGACGCCGUUACUAUAGCAACGCAUCAUGCUACAGCAAUUUUCACAGGGAAGGUAGAUUCGCUUUCGUAUUCUGAUAACGGUGAUGUCACAGCAGUUAUAAUAGUGAAAAGGGUUUUGAAGAAAACUUAUGAUGGUGGCGUGUUUGAAUAUUUAAAUGGAGGUGGAAAAGUGAGAGUAAGAAUUGUGAAAGAUAAAGCGUCAACGUUGAAAGUUAAACAGUUUCGUACAGGUGAGUUCACAGAAGCUACAAUUGAUUUAGAACCUCUGACUAAGAACUUGAAUUGUUCAGUCAGUGUUCUGGAUGGUUAUUCCAUCGCUCCUCGAAUUAAUUUUGUGAAGAAGUUACGUGUGAAAGAUACUAAAAUAUUUUUGGUGCGGAAAUUAGAGUCUCGAAGUAAAAGGCUGUUGACAUCAGAGAAACAGGAUGCUGCAAUGGAACUAGACUCGCCUCCGCUGGUCCUGAAACUGGACAUGCUGGACAGAGUGUCUGCUGCAGUUAAAGACCUUAUCCGAGCUUCUGGAAUUGGUGCCUUUGGAAACCCGUCGUGAAAUGUGGUUCUAGCAU